Messenger RNA from Humulus lupulus (European hop), 1260 nucleotides. Its product is annotated as cytokinin riboside 5'-monophosphate phosphoribohydrolase LOG8. The transcript has 8 exons. Gene Ontology annotation, cellular component: cytosol; nucleus. Gene Ontology annotation, molecular function: hydrolase activity, hydrolyzing N-glycosyl compounds. Bases 425 to 1075 code for a protein of 216 amino acids. NCBI's taxonomy places the organism in Eukaryota, Viridiplantae, Streptophyta, Magnoliopsida, Rosales, Cannabaceae. The record is from RefSeq and is a predicted model, not a curated record. Gene Ontology annotation, biological process: cytokinin biosynthetic process.
GAAAAGCUCUAACCUUUGAUCUGACUUGACAGACCCAAAAAUCCCUUGUGUAGUUUUAUUUAUAUAUAUUAUAUAAAAAUACAAUUUUUAUUAAAUAAAUUUUCAUUUUAAUUCUAAUUUUCUUGUAUUUUGCUUAUCUAUAUAUAUUUGAUUGACACUUAACAAAUCUUAAAAGCCCGACAAAGAGAGACGUUGGAUUAGAGAGAGGAGGCAUGUGGGCUUCCUAUGCUCCAUUCUUGUGUGUGUAUAAGAAGUAGAAGAAAGAACUAUCUAUUUCUCCCAUUCAGAUUGCUUAAUUCUCAAAUUUAGGAUCAGCCCAGAUUGUCUUUUUUAGAAUCCCACCUAGUAUUCCUCUUACCCUUUUGUUGAUUCUUUCCAUUUAUACACUUUUUAUCUAUUAAAAAUUAAAUAUCAUCAUCUGGGAAUGGAGGGAGCCAAAGCUAGUAGCAAGUUUACUAGGAUUUGUGUCUUUUGUGGAAGCAACUCUGGUCACAGGAAAGUCUUCAGUGAUGCUGCUCUUGAAUUGGGAAACGAAAUGGUGGAGAGGAAGAUAAAUUUGGUGUAUGGUGGAGGAAGUGUUGGGUUGAUGGGUUUGAUAUCCAGGACAGUGUAUGCUGGAGAUUGUCAUGUUCUUGGGGUCAUUCCUAAAGCUCUCAUGCCUCAUGAGAUAUCUGGUGAAACUGUUGGAGAAGUAAGAACUGUUUCGGACAUGCAUGAGCGAAAAGCUGCAAUGGCUCGAGAAGCUGAUGCGUUUAUUGCUCUACCUGGAGGAUAUGGAACAAUGGAGGAGCUGUUGGAGAUGAUAACAUGGGCCCAGCUUGGGAUUCACAAGAAACCGGUUGGUUUGCUAAAUGUAGAUGGGUAUUACAAUUCUUUGCUAGCACUAUUUGACAAUGGUGUUGAAGAGGGAUUCAUCAAGCCAGGUGCUCGGGAAAUCGUUGUCUCUGCUCCAACAGCCAAAGAACUCAUGAUAAAGAUGGAGCAAUACGCUCCUUCCCAUGAACACAUUGCAUCUCACGAAAGCUGGCAGAUGGAACAACUUGGUGAGUAUCCAAGCCAAGACAAUUCAAGGUGAUCGAAACUGUUAUUUCCGGUAGAUCAUUCUCCUAUGUUUCUGAUGUGAUUCAUCAGCUCUUGAAAUGUGUAAAAGAAUCCAUUUUUAUGGGACCAGAAACUGUUCAUUGCCAUGAUCUUGUUUGUUCUUGUUCUACAAUUUGAGUCCUAGUAAUAAAAUUAUCUCUGCUCUUUGACCACAUAUAA